AUGUCUUUAGUGGGCACCAUCUCUCCUUUCCUUGGCAAUCUCUCUUUUCUUAGAGUACUUUCUCUUGCGAAUAAUAGCUUGUAUGGCCAAAUUCCAACUCAGUUGGCAAGGCUUUUUCGUCUUCAAAUACUUAGAUUGUCUAAAAAUGAAUUAGAAGGCUUCAUUCCCUCUACUUUGGCUGACUGUCGUUCUUUACAACGUCUCAGUCUAUCCUACAACAAUCUGAAUGGGAACAUUCCAUCUGAGCUGGGCCUCCUUUCACAUUUAGAAACACUUUAUUUAGGAGACAAUCAACUAACAGGUAAAAUGCCACCACCAUCCUUAGGAAACCUGUCUUCUUUAACUGAAUUGUAUUUAUUGAAUAAUAGACUUCAUGGUGGCAUUCCUGUUGAAUUGGCUAUGCUUGUUCAAAUCAGAGAACUUAGUCUUGCUGGAAACAAACUAUCAGGUCAAAUUCCUGUUGAAUUAAGUAUGCUUACUCAACUCACAUUACUUAGUCUUGGUGGAAACAAACUAUCAGGUCAAAUUCCUGUUGAAUUAAGUAUGCUUACUCAACUCACAGAGCUGUAUUUUGGUGAAAACUACUUAUCAGGAUCAAUUCCUAUUGAAUUAGGUAUGCUUACUCAACUCAAAGAACUUUGGCUUGGUGAAACAACUUGUUAG
Molecule: messenger RNA, 663 nt
Organism: Cryptomeria japonica (Japanese cedar)
Lineage: Eukaryota; Viridiplantae; Streptophyta; Pinopsida; Cupressales; Cupressaceae
Product: probable leucine-rich repeat receptor-like protein kinase At5g63930
Exons: 1
Coding region: 1-663 (220 amino acids)
Biological process (GO): hormone-mediated signaling pathway
Cellular component (GO): plasma membrane
Molecular function (GO): protein binding
Source: RefSeq, a predicted model, not a curated record